Messenger RNA from Thalassophryne amazonica, 2993 nucleotides. RefSeq names its product melanocyte protein PMEL-like. Lineage: Eukaryota; Metazoa; Chordata; Actinopteri; Batrachoidiformes; Batrachoididae. The record is from RefSeq and is a predicted model, not a curated record. Gene Ontology annotation, biological process: melanosome organization. Gene Ontology annotation, cellular component: melanosome.
CAAGGCCUUCUUAAAGAGUGUGCAGAGACGUUUCUCAAGUUCUGGGUGUUGAGGAGAACAGAGAGGGCACAAUGAGCAUCCCAACGCUGUUCCUGAUACUUCUGGCUUUCACAUCUGCAUCUGCAAUUAAGGCUAAAAAGUCAGUUCACGCAUUACCGCUCGGGAAUUCCCGGAUGUAUCCUGUAUGGAAAGAUGGAGACCCACGAUUCCAUAACUGUUGGUUUGGUGGUGAGGUAACCUUUGAUCUCAAUGAUGCACCCACCCUGACAGGAGCUAAAGCCACCUUCACCAUUAGUCUUAACUUCCCAUCUAACCAGACUGUGCGUUCUGAUGGUCGGUGGUUUGGGGUGAAUAACUGCACCAUCAAUGGAAAACAGUACCAAGAGGGGCAGCUUGUGUAUCCUGAUCAAGGUAUUCAGACUCCUGGAGUUUUUCCUGAUGGCACACCAUUCACCAGGAACCACAGCAAGAAGUCACACUAUGUGUUUGUGUGGAAGACAUGGGGACGUUACUGGCAGGUAGCAGAUGGACCUUCCUCCUCACUCACCAUUGGAACAAGCAAUGUUCCCCUGGGCUCCUAUAAUAUGGAGGUUGUCAUCUAUCACUGUCGUAGCAAGGACAAGUUCAUUCCACUUGGCUAUGCCUCAACAGUCUUCAUCAUCACAGACCAAGUUCCAUUCACCAUAUCACUUGCUCAAAUCAAUGAUGUAAACCAAGACGACCAGAGCUUCAUCCAGAACAGAGCUAUUGCUUUUAACAUCAAACUCCAUGAUCCCAGCCAAUACCUCAGUGAAGCAGACAUAAGCUUCAGCUGGGACUUUGGUGACAACACCGGAACUCUGAUCUCCAGAGAGAGGACUGCCACCCACACAUAUCUCUCUGUGGGAAUCUUCAAACCGCAGGUGGUCCUGAUGGCAAGCAUCCCCAGUGACUGUGGAAACCCCACUCCUGAUGCCUCUGUUGCUCCAGAAGUUGUCAUUAUGGCCUCCACCCCUGCUGCCGCCCCUGCAGUAAAUCCACCAGCUCCAACCCAGGAAGGAGACACACUUGCCUUGGAUGUGCCUGCUUCAGAAGCCACACCUGAUGAAGGAGAUCCCAAUACUGAUGAAGAUGUGACACCUGAAACAGACACAGAAGGAGUGGAAACUGCCUCCACAGCCGCUGCAGGAACUGAUACAGCUGCUGUUCCAGGAGAACAAGAUCCUUCUGUUGUCGAGGGUGACACUGUUGCAGAAGAAGUGGUCACUGCUGCCCCUGUGGCAACUGAAGAGCCAGUAAGUGCUGGUGUAGCUGCUGCAGAUGAAGCCACAUUAGCUGCAGAUGCAGAAGAAAAUGCGAUCGAUGCAGCUGUUCCAGAUGCAGCAGCCACGGUUCUUCCAGAGGUCACCGAUACUGUUGCUGCUGGAGUGGAGGAAGCUGUGGAGCAGGAUAAUGAGGUUGUGAAUGCGGCUGCUGAGGCUGCAGAUGUUCAACCUGAUAACAUUAUAGCUCCUGUUGCAACUGAGAGCACAGUUGCAGAAGAGGCAGCAGGUGUUGCUGAAAUGGAAGUGCUUCAGAAUGAGGCUCCAGCUGCUGUGGCAGCUGAAGCCGCAGCUGAUGGGGAAGUUGAAGCAGUGGAAAUAGAAGCAGAUCCACCACAGGUUGCUCUUGUUGUGGCAAAAAGGCAAGCACCAGAGCUGACGGCUGACUGCACCAUCUACCAUUACGGUUCCCUCUCCACAUCUGUCGACGUUAUCCAGGGUAUUGAGAGUGUGGAGAUCGUGCAGGUGUCCAAUGUUGUGUCACUGUCGACUGGGUUGGAGCAGAAUGUUGUCGAUGUCACUAUUUCCUGUCAAGGAAGCCUUCCAAAUGAAGUCUGUACAGUCAUUUCAGAUGCCGACUGCAUCACACCGCUGGAAACAGCAUGCAACACAGCUUCACCUUCUCAAGACUGCCAAAUGAUUCUUCGUCAGUUCUUUAAUGACUCAGGGGUGUUCUGCCUCAAUGUGUCAUUGACUAAUGAUGUCAGUCUUGCUGUAGCAAGUGCCAGAGUUAGCGUGACACAGGUUGCCAGUGGUUCUCCAGCUGGAACAGCUGCUAUAAUCCUGGGAGUUAUGGUUCUGGCCUGUGUUGUUGGUACUGUUGCAUUAAUGUACAGGCGUUACAAGCAGUACCAUCCACUCAUUGAAGAGCCCGUGGGCAGUAAUGGAGGCCACUCUGCAAUAACUUCAGUUCCUUUGUUAUUGUGGAACCUGCUGAGCCGACAGUCACCAGGAGAAAGCCGUCCACUGCUGCACAGGAGGGUUGUGUGAACAUUAUCAUCAGAUCACCUCCUCAACAUCUGCUAACAUAACAGCUUGAAACAUAAAGAUGCAACUGUAAUAAAGUUGGAAGUCCACAACCAAUUAAAGCAAGUAACAUGAACAACAUGCUGUAUGUAGGGAUAUAAUCAAUGAAAAAUAUGUCAGAAGAAACUGAUAUAUAUAUUUUGUUUUUAAUUCAUGGGAACUGAUAGUUUAUAGCUGAAACACACUCUUAUUUUUGUUGUUGUUUUGUUGUUUGUUUGCUUUUUUGUGAAUGGGGCUACUUAGGGAAAUCUAUAGUAACAAAUUUAAUUUCAAGUUAAUUAAAGUCUCAUUUAAGUGGUUACAUCACAGAGCAAAUGUGUAACUUAGUCACGUGUAUUUUUCCGGUUUCUCCAUAUUUACUGUAUUUUCCGGAGUAUAAGUCACAGCUUUUUUACUACUUUGGGAUAUCCUUCAGCUUAUACUCCAGUGUGAUUUAUAUAUACUGAAAAAUCACAUUAGUUAUCAAUAAUAAUGAUGGAAGUCCCUUCAGCAUCUCCCUUUUUUCACUCAGGCUCACCACAGCAGAUGAGAGGUGGAUUUAAAUAUUGAUUUGGCACAGGUUUUACACUCUAUGCCCUUCAUGGCAUAACUCCAUAUUGGAGAAUGGACACAGAUCAGAUUUGAACCAGGAACCUUCCACACUGGAAACAAGUGCACUUAACUGCU